UGGCUUUCAACACUGGCGCAUGUGUGACUCACAUCCACAGUUGACUCACAUCCAGUGGAGCGUAUAUAGUCAAAUUACAGCAUCAACACCAAGCUUUUGCCUUUCAGUCCUUCCUUUGCCUGCAGCUCCCAUAAGCAAUGACCGCAACCUCUGUGGUCUCGUAUUUUGAGUGGCUCGGCCUCAGAAGUUUUUUUUUGUUUCUUGCUGUGAUUUUAAUACUCAGCAGCCUAAUAAGACAAAAAGGCCCAAAAAACUUCCCCCCUGGACCCUGGCCGCUACCUUUUUUCGGCAACUUACUCAGCCUCAAUGCAUCAAAAAUCCACCUUCAGCUAGCCAAGUUGGCCAAGCAAUACGGAAACAUUUUCAGUCUUCGUUUGGAACGAAACAUCGUUGUUGUGGGCAGUUUUAAACUUGUGAAAGAAGCCCUAGUUCAACACGGGGAAAACUUUGCAGAUCGUGCAGAACAGCCAAUAUUUGAAGACAUUGUGCAUAAUAACGGUUUGGCGAUCUCCAAUGGCUACCUAUGGAAACAACAAAGAAGGUUUGCUCUCUCAACCCUGAAGCACUUUGGACUGGGCAAAAAGAGCCUUGAGUCCUCCAUUCAGGUGGAGAGCACGUUACUGAAUGAGGUCAUAGCCAAUACACAAGGCCAACCAUUUGACCCUCAGUUUAUCUUGAACAAUGCCGUCUCCAAUAUCAUCUGCUGCCUGGUGUUUGGGGAUCGCUUUGACUACAAUGACAGCUACUUCCGAACUCUGCUGAAGAUAAUCAAUGAAACUGUCUAUUUAGAAGGAAGCAUUUGGGCUACGAUGUAUAAUAUGUUCCCCUGGUUGAUGCGGAGAAUCCCUGGUCCCCACAAGAAAUUACUUUCACACUGGAAGACUCUGAUGUCUUUUGUCCGGCUGAAAAUUAAGGAGCACCAGGAAGACUGGGACCCAUCAUCUCCUAGAGACUAUAUAGACAGCUUCCUGUUGGAGAUGGAAAAGUGGGAAGAUGAUGUUGAUGCUGGUUUUAAUGAGGAGAACUUGUGUUACUGCACCAUCGAUCUGUUCCUGGCUGGAACUGAGACUACAUCUACUACGCUGUACUGGGGCUUGUUGUACAUGAUCAAAUAUCCAGACAUACAAGAGAAGGUGCAGGCUGAGAUAGACAGUGUGAUUGGACGGUCACGUCAGCCCAGCAUGGCAGACAGGCCAAACAUGCCGUACACUGACGCUGUCGUCCAUGAAGUACAGAGGAUGGGCAACAUUGUACCACUGCUUGGACGCUUAUCCACAAAAGACACAGAGCUGGGAGGAUACACAGUUCCAAAGACUGAAUGGGAGACUCCCUUCACUUUCAAUCCUGGACAUUUCCUGGAUGCAGAGGGGAAGUUCAGGAGAAGAGAUGCUUUCCUGCCCUUUUCAGCUGGGAAGAGAGUGUGUCUGGGGGAGCAGCUGGCCCGGAUGGAGAUCUUCCUGUUCUUCACCUCCCUUCUCCAACACUUCACCUUCUCUACACCCCCAGGCAUGGAACCCAGUCUGGAGUUCAAAGUGGGUUUAACACGCUGCCCAUAUCCCUACAAGUUGUGUGCUACCACCCGCUGAGUCUGUCUAUUCCAUAUCAUUUAAAAGCCAGAUAUUAACUGACAGUUAAAAAUAAGUAAAAGUUUCCUGAACACAUAACUGUCCUUCUGUAAUGAACCCUACAGAGGUCCAGUUGUGGAUUCAACCAUAGUGAUUAAUUUUAGCAAUAGCAAAGACAAAAUCCUCAUAGUCAUUAGAGUAAACAUGUAAACAGGCAAGAUGUCUGUAACCAAACCAGAGCAGAGCAAUAGCAGAUGGGGAAUCCAAUAGUUGAAGUUGAGCAAACAGGCGAUAAACUAGGGACAGGAGUUUUAACAAUGGGGGAGACAGUUCACACAGGGUCACUGGUUCCUUGGAAAAUCCAAGAGAAUUGUAGGCAUACUCUGCCUAGUUGAUAUACUUGCUCCAAUCAUCCUGAUUUGUUGUGUCAGUCGCUUAUUUCAGAUGUUCUCUUUAUGUGUUUAAUUGGAGAGGUAUUCCAGCGUCAGGUUCACACUCACUCCCAGUCUUCUGCAAAACUCACCACACUGGAGAGGUGAACUGGGAACCCUGGUCCAGCUGAAUGUCUUGCAGUGGGGUCUUUGUCUGGGUGUAAAAAGGACUGGACAAUACAUAAUCUUCCACCGUUGAUGAUGACCAAAAUUUAUGUCCAAGAUAUUUGUGUGUCCUGGUGACAGUGGAUGGCCAGAGCCAGAGACAACACAAUGAAGAACAAGUCUGUAGUGCAGUACAAGACAUAUUAUUUGUGCAAUAUGGCAAAUGGAGCACAGUAUAGAAGAAUAAAUAAGGAUAAAGUUUAGAUACAGAUAAAAUGCAGGUUGCCAUUUUAAAAAUGGCAACAUAAUGAAAUGGGAGAUAUAUUUUCUGUAAUGUAUUGAGUUUGAGUGUAGAUGGUGUAUGUGUGUUUUGUGCCUAUAUUUCAGAUCAGUCCUCAACAACAAACUCCAUUCUAUCCUCUAACUCUGUCCUGCUUUUCACUUCUGCCUCUGCUGAGCUCCAGAAUUCCAGUUCAAUUAUUGUCUGCUGCUCUAUUUCACCAGGCAGGGAAUAAAAAUGUAUUCAUUCAUUUUUUCUCCUUUUGCUUGUGAUUUCGUGCUCAACUGUCUUUUGUUUCACUAGGAUUUUACUUUUUGACUGUUUAUUAGAUUAUGAUCCUUUGACUUUGGUCGCUCGAUUGUAUAUAUUUCUGCAUAACGUUGUAGUGAUCAAUCUUUUUUGGGGGGGGGUACACUUGUAUUUUUGAAGAGAGGGAGGUGAAUUGUGUCGCUUUUGUUUUUGGAAGGUUCAGUUGGAAAUGAGUUUCCUUUCAUCAGUUACUUGUGGGUGUUUUGUUUAUUAUUUUGGCUUUGGUCCUUCCUGAUGCAAACCCUUGCACAAUGUAAUUCUCCAAUCAAUACACUCUUCCGGUUUCUUUUA
Molecule: messenger RNA, 2981 nt
Organism: Paramormyrops kingsleyae
Lineage: Eukaryota; Metazoa; Chordata; Actinopteri; Osteoglossiformes; Mormyridae
Product: cytochrome P450 2J2-like
Biological process (GO): xenobiotic metabolic process
Cellular component (GO): cytoplasm; intracellular membrane-bounded organelle
Molecular function (GO): iron ion binding; heme binding; oxidoreductase activity, acting on paired donors, with incorporation or reduction of molecular oxygen, reduced flavin or flavoprotein as one donor, and incorporation of one atom of oxygen
Source: RefSeq, a predicted model, not a curated record